UUCUGCGCUCCCCCGUUUUCACUCUUUCGUGACCCACAGCUGCUGACGGCUGAAUCCUGUGUGAUUCUGCAUAGCCCCUUUUGCGCCAAUCAAAGGGAGGGCCAGGAGGACACUUCGGUUUGGGCCUGGGAGCCGAUGAUUUGGAUGAGUUUUUGGCCAGGAGUACGAUGCCUUUUCUACACGGCUUCCGUAGGAUCAUCUUUGAGUACCAGCCGUUGGUGGAUGAGAUCUUGGGCAGUUUGGGGCUGCAGGAUCCUGAACGACAGGAAACUCUAGAGAGUCCCAGCUACGUGCCCGAAGACGACCACCGACUUCUGGUCCUCCGGGAGCUGCUAGAGAGGGAGGCCCACGCGCCGUUCUACCAAGAGGGCGUGAGCUACGCGCUGUUGAAGGUGGCGGAACUCGGCCUGGUUCACGCCGCCAAAACCCUCCUUCGCCAUGGGGCAGACAUCGUCUUUGAAGAUCCGGUCACCUAUUACACGGCUCUCCAUAUCGCAGUGCUCCGGAACCAACCGGACAUGGUGGAGCUCCUCGUAGGACAGGGUGCGGACAUUAAUCGCAGAGACAGGAUUCAUGAAAGCAGCCCUUUGGACCUGGCUAGCGAGGAGCCGGAACGGUUGCCCUGCCUCCGGCGACUCCUGGCCCUCGGGGCCGACAUCAACGCAGCCGAUAAACACGGAAAGACAGCCUUGCUCCACGCCCUGGCCAGCAGCGACGGGGUUCAGAUCCACAACACGGAAAACAUCCGCCUCUUGUUGGAAGGAGGAGCCGACGUCAAGGCCGCCACCAACGACGGCGACACGGUCUUCACCUUCAUCAUCGUCCUGCUCGGGGAGACGGUGGGAGGCGACCAGGAGGAGGCCAAGAUGAUCAGCCGCUUCUGCUUCCAGGUCACCCGCUUGCUGAUGGCUCACGGCGCCGACCCCAGCGAAUGCCCGUCCUACGAGUCCCUCACCCACCUCUGCCUGAAGAGCUUCCGGCUCCAUUUCCCGCUCUUGCGCUUCCUCCUGGAGUCCGGGGCGUCCUACAACUGCUCUCUCCACGGCCCUUCCUGCUGGUCCGGCUUCGACAUCGUCUUCGAGCGGCUCUGCUCCCACCUCAGCGAAUCCAAGGAGGACCACUUCUCGGUUGACCUCCUGCAAAAGGCCGAGACAGCCCUGGAGCUCAUGACGGCCAGCACGCCCACCCUCCAGCUGCCCAGCAACUUCGAGGUCGACCCGAGCGGCUGCUGCUUCCACGGGGAGAAGAUCCGGGCCCUGUUCAGCUCCCUGAAGCAGUUGGAGCGAUCUCCGGCCAGCCUGAAGCACCUCUGCCGGGUCUACCUCCGGCAGCGUCUCCGGCCGUGGCCGGUGGACGUGAAGGUCAAGGCGCUGCCGCUGCCCGACAGGCUGAAAAGUUUUCUGCUCCUCGGCCAGAGCAGUUCUGCGGAAGAGGACAUAUGACAACGUUCCACGCUGGGUCCUAGCCACCGACGUCCCCCGGAGCGCGCCUGCCUUCGGAGGUUUUCCUCACCCGAACCAUGUCACUCUCCACGGAUGCGUCGGCCGGGAGGCCUUGACGGGGGUCACAAGAAUUGCAUGUGGAAUUGUCACGGCCUUCGCUGUUAAUGCACUGGUGGUUUUCCCCUCCCCAGGAAGAUCCGUACCGCUUCGAAGUCUCCAGAUCUCAGCUGCUGGAAACAGAAUUGCGAAGGAUGGAAGGAUCUUUGGCCGAGCCUUGACCGAGCCUUGGGCUGGAGCACUCCGUUCGGAACGCCCCUCCUGAGCGACCGUCCUGGCCUUCCGGCCUAGAGGGGGAAAUAACGGCAGUGCCUCCAAAGCCAUUAAAAUUCUGUGUCUGCACCA
Molecule: messenger RNA, 1844 nt
Organism: Elgaria multicarinata webbii
Lineage: Eukaryota; Metazoa; Chordata; Lepidosauria; Squamata; Anguidae
Gene: ASB6
Product: ankyrin repeat and SOCS box containing 6
Exons: 7
Coding region: 168-1442 (424 amino acids)
Biological process (GO): protein localization to ciliary inversin compartment; intracellular signal transduction
Cellular component (GO): ciliary inversin compartment
Molecular function (GO): protein binding
Source: RefSeq, a predicted model, not a curated record